Messenger RNA from Siniperca chuatsi (mandarin fish), 2652 nucleotides. RefSeq names its product EPS8-like 3a (gene eps8l3a). Bases 356 to 2221 code for a protein of 621 amino acids. Gene Ontology annotation, molecular function: actin binding. The record is from RefSeq and is a predicted model, not a curated record. The transcript is spliced from 20 exons. NCBI's taxonomy places the organism in Eukaryota, Metazoa, Chordata, Actinopteri, Centrarchiformes, Sinipercidae. Gene Ontology annotation, biological process: Rho protein signal transduction; regulation of Rho protein signal transduction; positive regulation of ruffle assembly. Gene Ontology annotation, cellular component: plasma membrane; ruffle membrane; vesicle.
UAAUAUUUAACGGGGGGGUGUCAUUUAUAGACCUGGAAACCUUUAAGCUUUUCCAGGGUAAGGUGUUUUUCUCAGUAUCUGGUAACCUUUGCUCAGAUGGGAUGCCACACUAAGAUCUCACACCCUCAACUGGGUUGGCUCAGUAUCCCACAGAUCGUUUUGCUACUGACAGUGGACUUUGUCCUUCUCUUUAUCAAGGAAGUCUUGGGUGCAUUAUGUUGUUCACUCAGGUACAGGAUUAAAAUACGAGUUGUAUUUUUACUAAUACAAGGGUAUUAAUAUAAGGGUAAAUAAUACAGAAGGAAGUAACAACAUUCACCUGCCAGACAACAAAGCUGUUAGGUCAGUACUGACAAUGAUCAGGAGUAACAGUCCCUUUGACAAUGACACCAGCAGCUACGCAGGAUCGAUCCAGUCUAAUGGUUACUCCACUAUGGAUGAGGUGUCAUCACAGGUGUCAAAUCUGUCGAAACCCAGUGGAAAGUCAAUUUACUUGCAAAGGAAGGAGUAUGUUGCAUCAAUAAACAAGAUGAUGGACAAAUUUCAGUACAGAGUGGAGCAUUUGUUCACUUGUGAGCUGGAUGGGAAGGAGUUGAGAAGCGUGGCUGACUGCGUGGAGCGGCUGAAUCUGCUGGACGGGAUGGGUCGUGUGUGGGGUCAGAGCAUGCUGCUGGAGGUGCGAGGUGCUAAACUGCUGCUCACAGACAAGCAAACCAAGGAGGAGCUGGAGUCCAUGGCUCUCAAUGACGUCCUGGAGCUAAAGGCUGUGCUGGAUGCUGGAGUGUUUAACUCUCUGCUCACAGUGUCAGUCCAGACCAGGAGAAAACACACCACCACUGUCUUCAUGUUUCAGUGCGAGGAUGUCAGGGCUGACUAUGUUCAAAGGGAUCUCUCACGUGCCCUGUCACAGAGAAGAGAGGAUUCAAGCAUCAGCAGCAAUGCAGGACUUACGGCUGCACAUGAGGAAAUGAAAAACCUUUGUAAUGCUGCAAAAUCUUCUGAACAUAAAGAGCAGAAGCCUGCAGUUGACUCAGUGCCCCAAUGGAUGGCUCCUGACUAUGAGGAGGAUGACGUCUCUGAGCCUGAGCUGGUUGUACCUCAGGAAGAGGAGGAAGAGGAGGAAGAUGAGCCCCCAACUCCCAGAGAUGAGGUACUAUCGCUGCAACCUUUCACCACCGCUCCACGCCCGUACACAGAGCUGGACAGGAAUGUAGAUAUCCUGAAUCAUAUUCUAAGUGACAUAGAAAUCUUCAUGGGACAAGUAGCUGCGGUAGUAGCUAAAAAUGCAAAGAAAAAGAAGAAAAAGAAAAAAGGAAAAUCCAUGGACGGCAUGCCCCCUGUAGCAGAAUUUGCAGCGUGUCUCCAUAAGAUCAAAUGUGGUUUCAACCUUCUGGGAGAGCUCAAUGGAAGGAUUAAUAAUCCCAGUGCUCCUGAAUUUGUUCACUCCUUCUUCUCCACAUUAACAUUUGUGGUAUCUCACUGCCCUGAGGAUCUGCCACCGACCAUUGUGGCACCGCUGCUGACGCCUCAGUGUAUCCGUCUGAUGAGUGAAGAGGCCUCCGCAGACAACGACAAGCUGUGGCAGUCUCUGGGAGACGCCUGGAACAUCCCCAGCACCAAAUGGCCAGAAGACGAUGAGGACAUCCCAACAUACACUCUGGAGUUCUCUGACGGCUGGCAGCCCCCUGAACCCAGAGAACCUGUGAGCAGAAGGGAGAGUCCACAACCUGCACCCAGCCAGACUCCGUGUGCCAAGUGGACACCAUCACACCCCCCGCAAAAAACACGCUCAGGUCAGUUAAAAACGCGUCCCAUGCGCGUUAUGUAUGACUUCAUUUCAAGAAACCACCGAGAGCUCACUGUCAGAAAAGGAGAAAUAGUUGAGCUGCUGGACAUGUCGAAGCAGUGGUGGGAAGUGAGGAACAGCAGAGGGGAGGAGGGCUUUGUACCCAAUAAUGUCCUGGAGGCUCAUGAUGAGCGACCUGUCGAGCAAACUGGAGGUUCUCCUGUCCUAACAAAGAAGUCCAAGCCUGCAGAAGUGAAAGCCUGGCUCGAAGACAAGGGCUUUAGUAAAAUCACUAUACGCUGUCUGGGCGUGCUGAGCGGCUCUAUACUCCUGGGGAUGACCAGAGAGGAACUGAAGACUUUGUGUCCAGAGGAAGGGGGGCGAGUCUUCUUCCAUUUACAAGCGGUCAAGUCUGCCAUGGCUGCUGCCAUUUAAGUGGGACCAACAAUGCAGUAAGAGAACAUCAGAGAGGAAGAACAAGAAGAAUCACCGUGGACCAAAACAAGUCACCAAUGAUCAAACACUGUAAACUUUCAGAUAAUAUUAAUCAGAGAGAUUAGGUUUACAGCUUGUUUGGCAUAACAGAUUAUCCUCUGAAACCUUUUGUAUUUUGUCACAUUCACAGAAUGUGCUCAAAAAUGUUUAAGGUCAGCAUGUAAUCAAAUCAGUUGGCAAGAGUUACGUUGAAGUGUAAAUUUAAGUGCACUUAGACGAUUUAACCAGCUGUACUGUGCUAAUGGUGUGUAGUAAGACAUUUAACAAAGUGUAAUGGUCUGAAUUAUGUAUCAAAUGAUUGGGUGAGCAAAAAGCCUAUCUAUGUGGUCAUUAUGGAACCUGUAAAUAAAAGUCAUGUUUGACACACAAAG